AUGCGAAAGUCACGAAUACUGGAACAUCCAGUCUCGCCCGGGAACGUGGAGGUAUUGGAAAAUCUGGUCGCAAUGGGUCCAGGCGACAAGGGCCCCAGCUUAGAGAAUCGGAGCGCCGAAGGAGAAAAGUCACCGCGUGCAAGAGAUCGGAGCAACGAAGGAGACUCAAGGCUUCGGGGCAUGCGAGGUGAACGGAUUGGCAGUGGCAAGCCCGAAUGUGCAAAAGCUGAGGCGAAGGGAGCCAGGCCCACACAGGAGGCGGCGGCGGCCCAAGAUGCGAAAAGCCCGGCACCGGUGGAAGUGGCGGGUGAGCUCGAUCCAAUUUUUGAGAAGCUUCGCAACGAUGCCGCGGGCCCUGCCGGGGAUUGGUCUGGGACGAGUGUUGUGAAUCCCGUUCGUGCUGAGCCGCAAACUGGCGCAGGUAGUUCCAGUCAGGAGGAGGACCCACAGCAGGCGCGAGACCUCGACAGCGGAAUCGGACCCGAUUUCGCGGAGCUUGGUGAGGCUCUCUCAAGCAAGAAAGCUGAACUUCCAACGUGCAGAAAGCUUCGCAUAGACACGGAUGGCUCUGCAAAGCAGCUGUCCGGCACAAAAAGUCUUGAGCCCGAGCAGCCCAUGCCGGAAACGGGUGCCAUGGAACCCACCCAGGCGAGGCUCCGCAAUGACGAGGGCAAGCCGGCCUCAGCGGAGCGAGGCGCUGACGUAGAGGAGCCUGCUUGGCUUGAGCUUCUGAGGAAGGGAAAGGAACCGAGGCGUGUGAGGCCUGGGACCGGAGGUGACGGAUCAGGGCACCCCGAGCCCAAGGCCAGCAAGAAAGUUGCAGCGCAGGAAAAGCACCUCAAUGACAGAAAUGGGCCGGGGCCCGAAGACCAAGAUGCCGACGCUGCUGCACCCAGGCGUGCAAGAGAUCGCGAAGAUGUGGACGAACCAAGGCAAGAAGAAGCCAACAAGAACAGAGUCGACGAGAAGGGUUGCGGGAACCCCGAAGGGCCAGUGGACUGCCGGGCCUUUCAGUUCCAGAAGCCAAUGCAAAGAGGCCAAUGCGCCCGAAACUAUGCGAGGGCAUCAGAGAUUCAGGACUUGCCAAGCUCGCCACUGGCACGGCGAACACGGGCCCGAGCCGAGCCAGACCAGAGGCUGACGCCAUUUCUCCAGGGCACGACAUGCUCCGGACAGGAAGGGCCGGCUCCAGGUGGCUCGAGCGCAAAAUCGGAAGUGGGACUUCCGGUCGCGCAGAGGACCGCGACGGCGAAGCUGAGCCGGCCGAAGCAAGGCCAAGGGCUGGCAAGAAAGAGCCUGAGCGUGUGGCGCUUGCAGUGGAGGGAGUUAGACCCGGACAGGUCUCGAGAGGCUUCGUAUCAACACCGCGCUCCCCAUGUGGACGUCGUCCAGGCCGGUAUGGAUGAGGUUUCGCAAGAGGAGGCUCGGGCCGAGAUCCGCGAAAGAAAGGCACUCCCCGAUCACGGAGAGCUGCCCAGUGCAGCCGGCAUGGAGAACACCUUUAGCAACCGUCGGAAGGCCCAGCCGGCCAGAGAGCGUGGAGGAAGGAAUGCAUCCGGGCUCGAAGUGGCUGCUGCCGACAAUGAGGAAACGGAUGCUGCACAGGUGAUGCCCAAGGCUGAGGCUGAGAAGGGCGCGCUGCCUGACCAAGUGAAGCUCCUGAGAGACAUCAGCAACCCCAAGUCAGCGCUGCCCAUGACAGAUGCAAGUGGCCCCGCCUUGGAAAAGCUUCUGGGCAGUGGCAUCGAUGCAGAUUUUGAGCAGUCCAGAACUGGCAAUGCGGUGUCCGUUUGUCCCAAGAAACUCGCUGGCACGGGGAUGGGCACGGAAGCGCCCGAACGGGCAGAGGAUUGGAGUGACAUUGACAACUCCAAGUGGGAUUCAAUCACCAGCAGCACAAACACAGAGCCCGAGCACGUCGCACCAAUGACGGGCACGGAGGCCGGCAGAGCUGCGCCAAGCUAUGCGAAAGACCGUAGGAAGGCUGGGAAGUCUGCAUUGCUGCCGCCCAGGAGCAUGAAAGAUCCCGAUGCGGCGGAGGCGAGGUGGACUCGGGCCAAGGAGUCUGAGCGAGCGGAGCUUCUGGGGGAAAUCGCAGCGUGGAUAGCCCUGGAUGAGCAGGGUUCAACACCGACGAGGAAGACCGAGCCCGUGCAAGCGAUGCCGGUGGCAAGCACCAGGGAUUCUACGCAAGCAGACGCUCUCAAGGACGUGGAGCUGUCUAACUUUGCAAGCUCAGCUGUCAACAUCACAGCAUCAGCGCACAGGAGGCUCCUGGGGAACAGAGAAAGCCCAAGAUUCCCCGUACCCGGAGCCGGCAGCAGAAAACCCAAGUGGCUCGUCAUGGAGGCCGGCGCAGCUGGAUCUGGAUGCGCAGGACUGCGUGGAGGAGGUGGCAAGUCGGGUCUGAAAGUCCUGAAGGCCAACACGGCUGGGUCUGGACAAGCAGAGCUGCGGGUGAGCAGCGGUGGCUCCAAAUGUGAAGCCUCUAUCACAGAGAGUGAGAAGACCAAUUCAGCGCAAGCUAGGCCAAAUAACGAUGCUGUGCUUCCCAUUCAGCCAAGGUUGUGUGAAGACAUCUGGACAUCUGAAUGUGAGAAGGCCGUGGCUGGUGCAAUGACACCUGGCCACGAGAAGCUUCGGGUCAGCAGAGACAAGUCAAGGCAGUUAGCUUCGGCAACCGAAGGCGAGGAGAUUAGACCAAGCCGCGCGUUUCCCGGCGCGGGCACCGUGAAGCCAAGCUUUGAGAGGCUAUGGAGAGCCGGUGGAAGGCCUGAGCCAGACAAGCCAAGUGCUGAAACCAAGCUGCCCGCGCGACCACGGCUUUGCGGCAACAGCAAGAACUCAGGGUGA
This is a messenger RNA of Symbiodinium necroappetens, 2853 nucleotides long. Lineage: Eukaryota; Dinophyceae; Suessiales; Symbiodiniaceae. The record is from the annotation of a GenBank genome assembly.